AUGUCUGGUCGUGGUUUGCUGGCCUCUUUUAGGACACUGGGUCGCCUUCUGCAAACACCGUCCGAUAACACUCUCAAGAUGAAGGAAUCGGCAUACCAACUACACGAUACACACCCGAUCAGGUUUAAUGAGGGGCCUCCUUUAUCUACCCACUUUGCCCAUGUGCAUAUGCCCCCUCCAGCCAUGGUCAGCGCCUACUGGACCUACAAUGGCGGCCUCGUUGCCUCUGUGACUGGAGCACCUCCUUCUUGGUCAGACACUCCUCUCAUUGUUGAAUGGCCUGCUUUCCUACAAGAUGAUCAGGUGUUUAUGGUGUUCUACUCCAAGCGAUCACUCGACGAUUGUCUGUUAUUCAGGGACCUCAAGCUCAUGACUGGGCCCAACACCAUUAAAGGGGGCACAUGGGGAUAUCAACUCAAGCCCAACAUAUCCAGUCAUCAUGGGUCAGGCUUGAAUCAUUUUUAUUCUCGGUAUACGAGGCCCUCAUGGCCAACCAUCCUGACUGCGAUGCAUUCUCCCUCAUCCCAAACCCCUCCCGUCCUUCCUGAUUCUAGUAUCAGUCGACCCACCCAACUGCUGAUGUCGCCCUCCAAGAAGCACGGAAAUCUCGCACUGCGUUCAAAAGCCUCGUCGCCCUCUGCUCCUUUGCCCUUGCUCUGUGGUUGA
This is a messenger RNA of Cyclocybe aegerita, 666 nucleotides long. NCBI's taxonomy places the organism in Eukaryota, Fungi, Basidiomycota, Agaricomycetes, Agaricales, Hemipholiotaceae. The record is from the annotation of a GenBank genome assembly.